AAAUUCCACCGAUCGGCCAGACCGGAAAAUCUCCAAUCGCCUCCACGUACAGUCCCCUCCCCCCUGCCGCCGCCCACGCAGACGAUUCUCGCCAGCCUCAACGCCGGAUCGCGUACUGUCUGGCCGGAUCGCCCCGCUGCCACCACACUCCUAAGCCGCCAGCCUCUUACUCAUUAGGGUUUGUUUUGGAGUUUAGAUUAGAUUAGAGGUGAUGAUUACCCAUGCCGAUUUUACUGCCAAAUUUCAGCUAAGUGGUUCCGUUCCCAUAUCUCUUCCUUCCACCGACCACCAACCACCGUCAAUGGCACUUGAUUUGCCGAUUGGAUGGGAGCCGUGGACGGCACCGGCGUUGGAGGACCUGCUCCCACGACUCUCCCGUGAGGAGCAGGUACGACUGCACAGUUAUUUGCGCGAGCAUCAGCGUAUCGGCAAGGGGUCCCUCCGCUCCUGCUCUGAAGGGGAGCGUGACUUCAUGAUGAUUCACCAUGUCCGCUACGCUCUCCACCAUUACAAUGCCAGACACCCGGGUGAAGAGUUUGAUGCUGUGAAGUCUCUGAUGGUUGCCGGAGCGUAUUCCAGGGGCCAGGUGUGGUAUCACCUCAACUUCUGGGCUUGCUGCCGCAAGACCAAAAAGAUCAAGCGCUUCUUUGCUGAGGUGCACUACAAGACAGCGUUCAGCGCUCUCACCAACCACCACCGGUUCAAGGAGCUGAGAAGCCACCCAGCAGCACUAGCAGCAGCUCUGUUUACUGGGACCUGCCACCACCAGUCCCAGGAGAGGCCACCCAGCAGCAGCAGCAGCAGCAGUGUCUGCUCGGACCUGCCACCACCAGUCCGAGGAGAUGAGAAGCCACCCAGCAGCAGCAGCAGCAGCACUGUCUGCUCGGACCUGCCACCACCAGUCGGAGGAGAUGAGAAGCCACCCGUCACCAGCUCCGUCUUCUCGCUGCUGUCACCACCAGUCCCAGGAGCUGAGAAGCCCAGCAGCAAUAGCUAGCACCCUAUUCCCAUCGUUGAAACAUGCACCAUCAUGGAAGAGCCUCUUUCCUGUUAGCUGCGCAUUCUGUCCUGGUUACCUAGGCAUUUUGCACCCAAAGGGUCGCAAGUUUGUCUGUGGAAAUGAAAAGGACAGGAUGGUACAAGGGAUCCA
Hordeum vulgare subsp. vulgare (domesticated barley) is the source of this 1150-nucleotide messenger RNA. RefSeq lists its product as uncharacterized. Bases 212 to 997 code for a protein of 261 amino acids. The transcript has 4 exons. NCBI's taxonomy places the organism in Eukaryota, Viridiplantae, Streptophyta, Magnoliopsida, Poales, Poaceae. The record is from RefSeq and is a predicted model, not a curated record.